Pan troglodytes (chimpanzee) is the source of this 993-nucleotide messenger RNA. RefSeq names its product myomegalin-like. Gene Ontology annotation, cellular component: centrosome; Golgi apparatus. Gene Ontology annotation, molecular function: molecular adaptor activity. Lineage: Eukaryota; Metazoa; Chordata; Mammalia; Primates; Hominidae. The transcript is spliced from 6 exons. The coding region runs from base 1 to 768 and encodes 255 amino acids. The record is from RefSeq and is a predicted model, not a curated record. Gene Ontology annotation, biological process: positive regulation of microtubule nucleation; centrosome cycle; regulation of Golgi organization.
AUGGAUUCAGCUGUGUCCCCUCCAGUCCGGGAUGUUGGUAUGAAUUCCCAAGCUCUGGUCCUCCCCAGCUCUGCUUCCGGCUCAGAAACAGCCAUAAUCAACAGAACAAAUGGCUUGGGUUUUGAUACUUCUCCAGUAAUGAAGACCCCUCCCAAGCUGGAGGGUGAUGCUACUGAUGGCUCCUUUGCCAGUAAGCAUGGCCGCCAUGUCAUUGGCCACAUUGAUGACUACAGUGCCCUAAGACAGCAGAUUGCAGAGGGUAAGCUGCUGGUCAAAAAGAUAGUGUCUCUUGUGAGAUCAGCGCGCAGCUUCCCUGGCCUUGAAGCCCAAGGCACAGGGGUGCUAGGCAGCAAAGGCAUUCAUGAGCUUCGGAGCAGCACCAGUGCCCUGCACCAUGCCCUAGAGGAGUCGGCUUCCCUCCUCACCACGUUCUGGAGAGCAGCCCUGCCAAGCACCCACAUCCCUGUGCUGCCUGGCAAAGUGGGAGAAUCAACAGAAACGGAACUUCUGGAACUGAGAACCAAAGUAUCCAAACAGGAGCGGCUCCUUCAGAGCACAGCUGAGCGUCUGAAGACCACCAACCAACAGAAGGAGAGCAUGGAGCAGUUCAUCGUCAGCCAGCGUGAAAUCCCUAAGGGCUCUGCCGUGUACUCCAGCCUUGUGACCCUUGCCUUCCAGGAACCAUGCAAGAAGCGCAGCCACCGGAAGUCCUUAAAACAUCAGGAAAGGUUGGCCUGUCCCCCUUUUGUGCAGCUACCUAUCUGCUGAGGGGCAUCUGGGCCUCAUUCCUCCAAGUCCACUGGAGGGUCCAGAAGAGGGAGUCAGAGUUGUAUCCUGGUGGAGCUGGGAGAAAGGCAGAAAGCCUUUCUGACAGCUAUGGAAUACGAUUAGCCAAGGUCCACUUGGCCCAGCACUAAGAAAAAGAUGCAUAGUUUGCACAGAAGGUUUUGUGAUACUGCCUCUCAACAGCCCCAGCAGCUUGGGAACUAGCAA